Molecule: messenger RNA, 805 nt
Organism: Perca fluviatilis (European perch)
Lineage: Eukaryota; Metazoa; Chordata; Actinopteri; Perciformes; Percidae
Product: complement C1q-like protein 4
Exons: 5
Coding region: 126-761 (211 amino acids)
Molecular function (GO): protein binding
Source: RefSeq, a predicted model, not a curated record
AUGUUGGGAGAAGGAAGUGGGGCAAACUUGAUUCCAGCAUCUACCAGCUGCUCCAUCCGGCUUCUAUAUAAAGCUCACACAGGUUUACAGACGACACAGUUCAACAGUAAGCUGCCAGAACGAGAAUGAAGAUCUCUGUGAGUUUCACGCUGUUGCUGCUGCUCGGCUCAGUCCCCGCAAGUGAAAGUGUUGAAUGCCAGCGGACUUCUCCUCCAGACAUCUACGCUGCGCUGAGAGAGAUCACCGCCUCGUUGGUUCAGCUGAAGGCGAACAUGGCGCUGCAGACUACAGGUCAAGCACAGCUGAAGACUGAAGUGGAAAAGCUGAAUCAACAACAGCGAGUACGACAGGUUGCGUUCUCAGCCGCUCUGUUGCCUCAAGACCAACAACCAACUAUUGGACCCUUGCCCACGGACACUACCCUGAUCUACACAUACGUUAUCACCAACAUUGGAAAUGCCUACAACUCAAAAACAGGUGCGUUCACUGCCCCGAUGAGAGGAGCGUACAACUUUGAGUGGACAUUCGGUGCAUUUGGAGACAACAGCCACGGUUCAGGGGGUUGGUUGGUCAAGAACUCAGAGUAUGUUUUCAUGGCAUUUGAGCAACAGGCGACCGGUUUUAUGACUACUUCUAAAGGCGCUACACUUUUGCUAGAGGUGGGAGACGUUGUGUUUGUGCGUCUGAUGGCUAACACUUUGGCGUAUGCCGAUGGAAGUCACCACAACACCUUCAGUGGUUUUCUGCUGUUCCCCAUGUAAGACAGAAACAGCAGCUCUGUGAUAGUCACGCAGGUUUUUGUUGU